AAUGAGGGAUGUAAAGUGCAAUUUAAUUCAAACAGUAUAGUGAAGCAGAAAUGCGUGUCCUGCUUUCCCUCCGCACAAACUCGAACAUAAAAAACUAGACUUAUCAUCAACCAAUCAAAACUCAUGUUCUAUCCCAACCAUGAUCAAACUGCGUGUUGCUGCUGCUCAUAUCUCACACUCUCAUGGGUAUUAACUACUUCAAAACAUGAUUCAACUCUCAAACCAAGCUCAGCAACAUAUCCACUCUUCAUCUUCAUAUAUAUCUCUUCACAAGAAUCCCAUUGUGAAAUGUGCUGCUGGCUCUUUUUUGUCGAAACACAAGUCGUUUCUUGGAGGUCAGUUCCACAGUAGUCAGUUGUUAAGUUUUCGACUCAUCCGUCCAAGAAGACAACAUACAGCAGGAAAUGUACUUUCGCCAAGCUGUGUUCUACCUUUGACUGAGGAAAAUGUUGAGAAGGUGUUAGAUGAAGUCCGUCCUGGCUUAAUGGCUGAUGGAGGAAAUGUUGCUCUUCACGAGAUUGAUGGCCUCGUUGUGGUACUAAAGCUACAAGGUGCCUGUGGGUCUUGUCCAAGUUCAACUAUGACACUAAAGAUGGGAAUUGAAACUCGUCUCCGAGACAAGAUUCCAGAGAUAAUGGAUGUGGAACAAAUCCUCGACACUGAGACUGGCCUUGAGUUGAAUGAAGAGAAUGUUGAAAAGAUUCUUGGUGAAAUCAGACCAUACCUGACUGGCACAGGCGGAGGAGUUCUGGAAUUUGUGCAGAUCGAUGACUUUGUUGUCAUAGUGCGGCUCAGUGGCCCUGCAGCUGGAGUGAUGACAGUUCGGGUGGCUCUUACACAGAAGUUGAGAGAAAAAAUACCAUCCAUUGCAGCUGUGCAGUUGAUAGAGUAAAUAAACAGAGUCUAGAGAACAACAUAUAGUAACUGUAAAUUUUCAGGUAUUAACAAAGAACUCACUUAAUCUCAUUUAUAUCUGAGGUAGAGUUUUUUGUAUCGAAGUUCCUCAGAGAUUUAAA
This is a messenger RNA of Daucus carota subsp. sativus, 1016 nucleotides long. RefSeq names its product nifU-like protein 3, chloroplastic. Bases 206 to 892 code for a protein of 228 amino acids. NCBI's taxonomy places the organism in Eukaryota, Viridiplantae, Streptophyta, Magnoliopsida, Apiales, Apiaceae. Gene Ontology annotation, biological process: iron-sulfur cluster assembly. The record is from RefSeq and is a predicted model, not a curated record. The transcript is spliced from 4 exons. Gene Ontology annotation, cellular component: mitochondrion; chloroplast stroma. Gene Ontology annotation, molecular function: 4 iron, 4 sulfur cluster binding; iron ion binding.